Molecule: messenger RNA, 1189 nt
Organism: Cucurbita moschata (crookneck pumpkin)
Lineage: Eukaryota; Viridiplantae; Streptophyta; Magnoliopsida; Cucurbitales; Cucurbitaceae
Product: DPH4 homolog
Exons: 2
Coding region: 271-810 (179 amino acids)
Biological process (GO): protein histidyl modification to diphthamide; tRNA wobble uridine modification
Cellular component (GO): cytosol; nucleus
Molecular function (GO): metal ion binding
Source: RefSeq, a predicted model, not a curated record
AAAUCAAAUAAUUCACAAUCCAUCCGGCUUUAUGCCUCUCCCGUUGCGCCAUCCGCCGACUGCUCCCUGUUCAAAUCUACCUUCACGACUGCUCCCUGUUCCGUCGCACCAUCCGCCGCGGCUUCCACCAUUGCUCUCAGCGCCGCUGCCGCACCCCCUUCUUCACUGAUCUUCUACCCUCUGUUGCUCUCCGGCACCAGCACUGUGGUUUUGCUAAUAAUUUCCCUUGAAUAUUUCUCAAGGUGGCUGGAAAAUUGAAGCCAACCCACAAUGAGUUCAAGCAGUGGCUCCAUCGGUGAAACUUAUUAUGAUGUACUGUCUUUGAGGGAAGAUGCUAGCUACGAUGAAAUUAGAGCCAGCUAUCGUUCCGCUCUCCUUAAUUUCCACCCUGAUAAGUUACAAGCUAUGUGCCAUAAAUCUCAUUUAGACGACAUUGCGGGAGAAAGAUACUUGAAGGUGCAGAAGGCUUGGGAAGUCCUCAGCAGCUCAAUGUCCCGUGCAGCUUAUGACAGAGAGCUCCAAGCUGCCAAAGGGGAUGCAAUUGGUGCAGAGAGCAUAAGGUUGGAGGAUAUGGCUGUGGAAGAUAAAGGUGAAGUUGUAGAACUCUUUUAUCAGUGCCGUUGUGGAGAUUACUUCUUUAUUGAUUCGGGGGAGUUGGAUGAAAUGGGAUAUCCAUUGUUGAGGAAUGGGAGAAAGGUUUCUUUAAGGACUCUGGAUGUGUUGCCUGCUUCCGUUGUUUUGCCUUGUGGUUCUUGCUCUUUGGAAGUUCGUUUACUUAUUGAUUCGAAUUCAAGUGUUUUGAAUGAUUGAAAUCACAUUGAUUUCUUUUAAGAUCCUUGGCGUUUCUUUCUUGAAUGAUUUCAAUGUUUGAGAGAGCUUGCUGGACUCGAAUGUGAAUGUUUACUCGCCUAUUUUAGCAUCGAGGGGGUUGAAUCCACUGCCCCUCUGCCUCUGGUGGUGAUCUUUCUUUUUGUUGGCUUGCCCACAUGGGUAAAGGAUUGGCUAAAGGAUGCCUUGGGACGUUGGUGUCUUAAAGGUGAGUUCUAGAUUCUACAGAAUAUGAGGCUUCAGGUUUCCUUCAGCACCAAAUUAGAGGAACUUCAAAGACAAAGGUUGUUUUGGUUCUUUCUGUAAUAGUGGUAGUGGUAUACUAGUGGUAGUGUUCAAUCCAUUCAAGGGUCCUUUGUAA